AUGUUCAAAUACGCCGCUGUCAUCCUCGUCGUCAUUGGUUGCGUCGCUGCCAAGCCCGGAUUUCUGGCUUCGCCUCUGGCUUACACCGCUCCUGUUGCUGCAGUUGUUGCUGCCCCCGCUCCAGUAGUGACCGCAACCAGCAGCCAGGUGAUUGCUCGGAACUACAAUGGCAUUGCUGCUGCUCCAGUGAUUGCUGCCGCGCCUGUCGCUCCUGUUGUGAAGACACUAGCUGCUCCUUUGGCGGCGCAUGUGGCGACUCCUCUAGCCUACAGCGCUGGUCCCUUGGUGUACAAUGCUGCGCCUUCCUUUCUGAUCUAA
Messenger RNA from Scaptodrosophila lebanonensis, 318 nucleotides. RefSeq lists its product as uncharacterized. The transcript is spliced from 2 exons. NCBI's taxonomy places the organism in Eukaryota, Metazoa, Arthropoda, Insecta, Diptera, Drosophilidae. The record is from RefSeq and is a predicted model, not a curated record. Bases 1 to 318 code for a protein of 105 amino acids.